AUGACAGAAAGAAAGCGUAUUCUAGUUAUUGGUGCAGGAGUGUCGGGAUUGACUGCGAUCAAAAGUUGUUUGGAAGAAGAUCUGCAACCAGUCUGCUUUGAACGAGACGAUCAGCUCGGAGGAGUUUGGUACUACACCGAAGACCUGAGACCUGGUCAGUCCUCUGCAGCCUAUAAAAGUAUUAUCUCCAAUAACACAAAGGAAACAUUAUGUUUCUCUGAUUUUCCACUCCGAAAAGAAGACCCAGCGUAUCUGCCCUAUGAUGCAGUUACUCAAUAUCUCGUCAAUUAUGCAAAUCAUUUUGGAUUAUGCAAGUAUAUCCAUUACAACAGAAAUGUUGUCAAAGUUGAAAUGUGUAAAGAUUAUGAAACUACUGGACAAUGGGAUGUCUCAUACGUGGACGGUGCCAGUGGUGGUGGUGACGUCACAGUGGAAACGUUUGAUGGUAUAAUGGUGUGUAGCGGCGGUGGAUUAGGAAAACCACACAUUCCUGCUAUCUCAGGGCUGGGUAAAUUUAAAGGAAUUACAAUUCAUGGAAAUGCCUACAGACAACCUGCUCCCUUUAUUGGAAAAAGGGUCAUAGUGGUUGGUGCGUCAAAUACAGCCGGUGAAGUAAGCUGUGAACUGGGGCGUAAUUACUGUAGUAAGGUUUAUCUAAGUGUACGUAGUCCUUAUAUUGUUUGUCCUCGUAUUGCAAAUGAUGGUUGGCCUACAACUAUGUUUCUUGCACAACGAAUACGCCAAAUGUUGCCAGCAUGCGUAGGUAACAAUAAACUGGACAAGAGCAGUCAUUGUACUAUAUACAGCCCUGGAUCAGCCCAAAGAACACAAAAAUCUGCUGGGAUCAUGGUAAAUGAUGAAAUACUAGAUCGUAUUGCUUGCAACCAUGUGAAUGUUGUGCCAGAAAUAGCCAGGAUAACUGAGACAAGUGUGGAGUUUAUGGAUGGCAGCGUUAUUGAUGACGUGGAUGUUAUCAUCUUGGCUACCGGAUACGAGAUAUCGUAUCCCAUUAUUGAUGAAACAUUAAUUUUUGAUGAAACUGAAAAAUUGAAUCUUUAUCGAUACAUACUGCCAUUGGGAUUGAAACAUAACACGCUGAUGAUAAUUGGAAGUCUGUUAAAGUUUAUUCCAGCAGCAUUUAAUGUUCUAGAACUUCAAUCACGUUGGAGUGCCAGACUAUUAAGUGGACGUCUCAAUCUUCCUGAUAUGAAGACCAUGAUUAAGGAUAUUCAUAGACGACCUCGUGUUGGGCGAUUAUAUGAUCCGUUUAUAUGCAUUUCUUAUCAAGACGACAUUGCAAGGGAUAUUGGUGCAUUACCCACUCUCUGGAACUUACUCUUUCCAGACCCACGACUUAUCUACGAAUAUUACGUGGGACCUGCUAUCGGAGCAUGGUAUCGUCUUCGGGGUCCUGCUACAUGGGAUGGGGCUAAGCAGACCAUCUUAAGCACCUGGGACAAUACAAAAUAUCCACUUAAUCAAACGACAAAUGCUAUAAAAAGUGAAAAAUCGUCUCUCUUCAAGCAGAGUUUAUUUCUUGCAGGUGGUUUUUGCUUUGUUUAUCUUAAAGAAGAUCUAUGUGGAGCAGAUUUCAAGAAAAAGAAAACGAUGCGCCCGGUGAUGAAGGAAGCCUAUGAAAAAGGUGAGAAAGUAAGAUUCAGUAAUGGCACAGUCUACAUUAAUGGACAGAGAUACAAAGAGAAUUAA
Molecule: messenger RNA, 1707 nt
Organism: Saccoglossus kowalevskii
Lineage: Eukaryota; Metazoa; Hemichordata; Enteropneusta; Harrimaniidae
Product: dimethylaniline monooxygenase [N-oxide-forming] 2-like
Molecular function (GO): flavin adenine dinucleotide binding; N,N-dimethylaniline monooxygenase activity; NADP binding
Source: RefSeq, a predicted model, not a curated record